AUGUUCAACAAAUCGCAAGCUCAAAGAUGGUGGGCAGAGAACUACGAGAAGGUGAUGGGACUAUACAACGUUCAACGAUUCGAUCAGGAAGCCGUCCCACUUCCAACUCCACCAAGACCAGAGGACGAGGAUGAACCUGGAGUGUACAUUACUAUCAGAGCACUAACUGAUGGCAAUCGAGAACUUAGGCGCAUCAGGUUCAGUCGAGAAAUGUUUGGAGAAAUGCAAACAAGAGUGUGGUGGGAAGAGAACAAAGCCAGGAUACAAGAACAGUAUUUGUGACACUCGUUGGACACAAAGAUCUAACAACAUUCACAGUUGAUGACAAACAAUACAUUAACCUCAAAAGUGUAAAAUCUUUUCCCGAGAAUAUAAUCAGAAGUGAGACUGCCGAGAGCAAAGUGUUUUGUUAUCCUGUUCAGAACCAACCUUGCUUGCAGGGCCUCAGAAUCGCACCAUAAAUAUUGGAGUCUGGCUCUGGUUAGGGUGUAGAAGAGCCAAUUUCUUCAUGACAUGCUGU
This is a messenger RNA of Linum tenue, 520 nucleotides long. The record is from the annotation of a GenBank genome assembly. NCBI's taxonomy places the organism in Eukaryota, Viridiplantae, Streptophyta, Magnoliopsida, Malpighiales, Linaceae.